Molecule: messenger RNA, 834 nt
Organism: Cicer arietinum (chickpea)
Lineage: Eukaryota; Viridiplantae; Streptophyta; Magnoliopsida; Fabales; Fabaceae
Product: metallothionein
Molecular function (GO): iron ion binding
Source: RefSeq, a predicted model, not a curated record
AGAAGUUUCCACAAACACAAAACAACUAUUCUCUUAUCUUCAUUCUUCCUACUUCCUUAAUUAACUAACUCAGAGUUAGAGGCAUAGGAAGAAUAAGAUCAAAGUGAAAUCAAAAUGGCCUUGCAAGUGCAGGCCACCCUUCACACUACAAGAACCUCACCAUCAUUAUUAGCACCAACUGCCAAUCCUACCCUCCUACCACUCUCCAAUCCAUAUGCUUUGAAGUCAUCUUUCUUAUCUGCUUCCCUUAACCUUUUACUUCAUCCUAAUAAACAACACCUUCUUAUUUAUGGACCUCCCAGGUUUUCCAUGCGUGUUGCUUCCAAACAAUCUUAUAUCUGUCGUGAUUGCGGGUAUAUUUACAAUGAGAGGACUCCUUUUGAGAAAUUGCCUGAUAAAUACUUCUGCCCUGUUUGUGGUGCUCCAAAACGAAGGUUUAGGCAAUAUGCUCCAGCUGUUACAAAAGGUGCAAAUGAAACAGAUAUUAGAAAGGCAAGAAAAGCUGAACUUCAAAGAGAUGAAGCAAUUGGGAAAGCACUUCCAAUUGCAGUUGUCGUGGGAAUUGUUGCGCUUGUGGGAUUAUACUUCUAUCUGAACAGCACAUUUUAGCUGAAUGUUUUGUUCAUUGUGCUUUAUAUUGUCUGAAAAUCAGACCUUUACUGUAUUCCUGUUCAUUGGUUCAUCAACUUUUGCACAGUUCCACUUAGUUCCAUCUGUUCAUUUCCAAUAGCUUUUUUUUUAACUCAAUUACCAAUAGCUUUCACCAAGAAUGUACUCACUUAAACUGAAAAUGAAGCAGGAAUAAAUAAAAGUUAUUUUGAGUUUCAUUUGCCA